Messenger RNA from Paramecium sonneborni, 1584 nucleotides. NCBI's taxonomy places the organism in Eukaryota, Ciliophora, Oligohymenophorea, Peniculida, Parameciidae. The record is from the annotation of a GenBank genome assembly.
AUGAUUAAAUUAAUUUUUUUUUUUGUUUAGCUUAAUAUAUUGGUAAAGGGAGAAAUUGCUUUAGAUAUUUUUGAUGAAACAAAAUAAGCAAAUGAUAACACGACAUUUAAUAUAUAAAAUGAUGAAUACUGUUUUUGUAACUUGAAUGUAAAUGCAAUUGAUGACAGAUGUUGUUGUGAUAAGGGAGAUACAACUACAACUACAAAUACAAACACAACAUCUACAACUGAAUGCUUAUUAGGUUCUGUUAAGAGGACGUGUAUCAAAAAAUAUAUAUUAUCGAGACAAAAUGUUGAUUAAUGUAAUAAUUCAAAAUUAUUUUUUAGGGAUCUAAGUUGUAGAGCAAUCAAAUUAAAUUUGUUUUAUUUAUGAAAAAAGCAGUCUUUCAAAUUCAGGAGUUACCUUGCCAUAAACACUCAAUAAUCCAAUUUAUUUACAAAGUUAUUUUAAAGAUUAUAUUGUUCCUUAAACUAAAGUUUCCAAAGCCGAUUCUUAAUAAAUAGUAAUAUAUUAAACGAAUGAUAAAUCUAAUAUCCUAAUUUAUAGAGAUUCAAACGGAAUAUGCAGACAGACCAAAAGAUUCAUAAAUUUUAAAUAGAUUCAAAGAUAAAGUUGUUUAAUGUUAUCCUGUUAGUCUACAUUGUAAUCCAUUAAUUCAAAUGGACUAUCUAUUUAGUAUUAUUAGAAAUCAUAGAAUGUGUAUGUAUAAUAAGCAUAGCCAUCUGGAUGUGUAAGUGGUCAAUCUAUAUUUAUGGGUACAUCUCCUGUAAAAACAACACCAAGCUUUAAUUCAAAGAUUUUUGCAUACUUUUCUAGUGAUUAAACACUUUACAAUUAUUUUAGUGAAGUGAUAUAUGCUAAUGCUAGUAAAAUACAUAAUUUAUUUUAAUAGAUACUAAUUCUAAUUUCUAAGGAAAGGCUGGGUAUGUUUAUGGAUAGUCUGUUUAAGGACAUGUUAAUUUAUAAACAAAUCCUUUUGGAUAUAAAAUUUAUAGAGGUAAAGUAUCAGCCAAAGAUUCAACUUGCUCAGUUAUUGAUGAUCUGAAUCCUCUUAAUUAUGAAUCUCUUCGAUUUGGGUAAAAUGUCUAAUUUUCUUGUUCUUAUUCACUUAAUUCUUCAAGUAUAUCUACUUUUUCUUGGUUUGGAUUACUACUUUUUAAUAGUUUUCCAUACAAUACGUUAUUAGGCCUAGCAAAAACUCCCUUAUUUGGAAGUAGCAGCUUAGAUUUUGUUAAUUUAACAACAACUGCACCUUCAACUGAUUAUAUAUACUAAACAUAGACUGUUUUAAUAUUUACAGACGAAUUUGGAAUGAAAGAAGGUAGACAAAACUAUAUAUCUUCUUUUUAAAUAUUUUAUACAGAUCAAAUUCUAAAAACUGCUAUGCCUACAAAUUCAAAACUUUAUAGGUUCAAUUUAAAAAUUAAAUUUAUCAAUUUACCUCAUGAUGAAAUAGAAAAUAGUGUUCCACAAGAUCCCCCUUUUAUACCUUAAUUACCAUCAGAUAUAUUCUUCCCUAUAUGGUAUGAAACCUUUGAUGUUUUGGUAGGUACAACAAUGAUUGUUUUUAUAUUUUUUAUUUGA